UGCUCUCAGUGGUGAUUAGUUAUUUGCAACUUAGUAACUUAAGGCAAGUAAAAGAAAGACAGUCACAACUAAUAUUCAAACUUUCAAUUAUGCUUGUCUUCUUCGGUUGUGCCAAAUUAGUGCUAGGGCAUUACAACAAACCUUGGCAUGCCUUUAAAAACCUUUGGUGGUUGCUGCCAGUGUGAUCCAUCACACAAUUAUCUUGCACUACUUAUUAUGUCUUACUGGAUCAGACUUUAACCAAAUUGAAUUUUAUCCAUUUUUCUGGUUUUGGGAGUGGGGUUGAAGGAUACUAUGUUUCUUCCUAUCAUUGAUUCAAUGAAGUCCUUCUUAAGGGCUUGUGUAAACCACGUUUCUUUACUAGCUUUUUUAAUCACAUUUCCAUAUUCAUUUCUUCCAUCCUUAUUUUAGUUGAUGCUAGAGGGGUGGCACAUGAAACAGUCCCGUACUACCAAGUGGCAAGGCUGUGGUGGGGGAAGAGAGAUGCGUAGAGUCUCUAAUCUUUAAGCUGCUUGUUUAUUUAGGAGAUUAUUUAUCUGGUGGCUAGUUGUUGUUAAAUUAACUUCUAAUGUGUAGUACCUUGACUGCUGUUUUACUCCAAUUAACAAUAGUCUAAAUAAAUUAAGGUGAGAAUUUCUUUUCCCUUUUAAUUUUUACAAAUGGUUCUGGAGACGCUAUUGUAAAACUCUAGUCUGUAGCACCAGUAUGCAUCCUGAUUAUUUGCUUGUCACAUGUAGCUUAAGCCAGCUGGUCCUUGAUUUAUAUCUUUGUUAACACUCUUAAAAAUUUGCCCCACAGGUUGUUAAAGUUGCCGACUUUGGUGUUGCUAGGAUGCAAACUCAAGGUGUGAUGACUGCAGAAACUGGAACAUAUCGCUGGAUGGCUCCAGAGGUUGGUAUCCUAAUUAAAUAAUUUAGCAAAUGGGUAUUGAAGUUUUUGGUUACUAUGUUUAAGAGAAGGCAGGUUUGGAUCAUCAAAUUCCAUGAGUUAAGUGCUUCAUAUGUGAUAUGACCUCGACAGCCUUUAAUAACCUUAGGUGUAAUGAACCACAUGUGAGAUUGUAACUAUCAUUUGCCUUUGCUAGUUUUUCUCCAUCUCUCUCUGACAUGAUUACUGGGUAUCAAUGCAUGGAAGGUGAUUGAACACAAGCCAUAUGAUCAUAAAGCUGAUGUUUUUAGCUUUGGGAUUUUGCUAUGGGAACUGCUAACAGGAAAGGUGAUGCUUUCACUAUUUUUUACAGGAAAAAAAUGGGAAGCAAUUUU
Molecule: messenger RNA, 1262 nt
Organism: Rubroshorea leprosula
Lineage: Eukaryota; Viridiplantae; Streptophyta; Magnoliopsida; Malvales; Dipterocarpaceae
Source: the annotation of a GenBank genome assembly